AUGUUAAACAAAGGACCCGAGGUGAACAACAAUCAUCAAUUUUCAAAUGACUUCAUUCUAGCCAAAUUUCUCGAAGUAUCUCGGCGCUUCCCCGGCCCAAUGAUUCAUGACCAGUACGGGUUCGACAAAAGUUAUGCACCUUUGCUCGGAGACGCGGUUCGAACACGAGACGAAUUGAUCAAAGCCCUACCACCAUCACAUAUGCUGCCGGCCCUGCUGGGCGUAUUGAAGGACACGGAGGAAAUCCCGCGAACCAUAUCCCAGAAGCCCAUCGAAAAGCUGAUUCUGCGUGACUUCUUUGGUGUUACGGAUUAUUGGUCGAUUGAGAACCCAACCCCCGGAGUGGAAUCAUGCGGCAAUCUUCCACCGCAGAGCGAGGCGACCACCAGGCCGGGGGAUUGGUGUGGACUACAGCGUGCUGACUAG
Molecule: messenger RNA, 426 nt
Organism: Aspergillus oryzae RIB40
Lineage: Eukaryota; Fungi; Ascomycota; Eurotiomycetes; Eurotiales; Aspergillaceae
Exons: 1
Coding region: 1-426 (141 amino acids)
Source: RefSeq, a predicted model, not a curated record